GCCGCGCACGCCGGCCAGUCAAUCAGCGGCGGAGCUGAGGAGGGCACAGCCGCGCUGCCCAGGGCAGAGUGAGCCGAGCCGAGCCGGGAGAGCGGACCGGCGCCGGGCAGCCCGAGCAGCGCGCAGCGAGCGCCCGCCGCCGCCCACGCCCUCCGCGGCCCCCGCGGCGCCUGCCACCUUCUCCUCCUUCCCCGCGCCCCUGUCCCGCCGCCGGCCAGCGCAACCCCGUCCGCCGCCCCGCGGAGCCCGGAGCCCACCGGCCCGCGCCUCCUCUCCUCCACGCCCUCCGCCUCCUCCUCCUCCCCCGGCCGGGCGCCUGGCACCGGGGACCGUUGCCUGACGCGCGAGGCCCAGCUCCACUUUUCGCCCCGCGUCUCCUCCCCCCGCCGCUCUCCUCCAACUCCCUCGCCCUCUCGCUCCACUCGCGAGCCCCCGGCCCCGCGCCCGCCACUCUCCCCCGGUCCCAGAGGUGGGAGCGCUUCGGCCCCGGCCCGCGCCAUGGCCCGGUUCGGCUUGCCCGCGCUUCUCUGCACCCUGGCCGUGCUCUGCGCCGCGCCGCUGGCUGCCGAGCCCAAGCCGAAAAGUUGCUCGGAAGUGCGACGGCUCUACGUGUCCAAAGGCUUCAACAAGAACGAUGCCCCCACGCACGAGAUCAACGGUGAUCAUUUGAAGAUCUGUCCUCAGGGUUAUACCUGCUGCUCUCAGGAGAUGGAGGAGAAAUACAGCCUGCAAAGUAAAGAUGAUUUCAAAAGUGUGGUCAGCGAACAGUGCGAUCGUUUGCAAGCCAUCUUUGCUUCCCGUUACAAGAAGUUUGAUGAAUUCUUCAAAGAACUGCUGGAAAAUGCAGAGAAAUCCCUCAAUGACAUGUUCGUGAAGACAUAUGGCCGCUUAUACAUGCAGAAUUCCGAGCUAUUUCAAGAUCUCUUCGGAGAGCUGAAGCGCUACUAUGUGGCGGGAAGCGUCAACCUGGAAGAGAUGCUAAGUGACUUCUGGGCUCGCCUUCUGGAGCGGAUGUUCCGCCUGGUGAACUCCCAGUACCACUUUACAGACGAGUACCUGGAAUGUGUGAGCAAGUACACGGAGCAGCUGAAGCCCUUUGGAGAUGUCCCUCGGAAGCUGAAGCUGCAGGUCACCCGCGCGUUUGUAGCAGCCCGUACUUUUGCUCAGGGCUUGGCAGUUGCGAGGGACGUAGUGAGCAAAGUGUCCGUGGUGAACCCCACUGCCCAGUGUACCCACGCCUUGUUGAGGAUGGUCUACUGCUCCCACUGCCAGGGGCUCGUGACCGUGAAGCCAUGUUACAACUACUGCUCAAACAUUAUGAGAGGCUGUUUGGCCCACCAAGGGGAUCUGGAUUUUGAGUGGAACAAUUUCAUAGACGCGAUGCUGAUGGUGGCGGAGAGGCUCGAGGGCCCUUUCAACAUCGAAUCGGUCAUGGACCCCAUCGAUGUGAAGAUUUCCGAUGCUAUUAUGAAUAUGCAAGAGAACAGUGUGCAAGUGUCCCAGAAGGUUUUCCAGGGAUGUGGACCUCCCAAGCCCCUCCCGGCCGGCCGGAUUUCCCGUUCCAUCUCUGAAGGUGCCUUCAGCGCUCGCUUCAGACCGUAUCACCCUGAGGAACGCCCAACCACAGCAGCCGGCACUAGUUUGGACCGCCUGGUUACCGAUGUCAAGGAGAAGCUGAAAGAGGCCAAAAAGUUCUGGUCCUCUCUGCCCAGCACCGUUUGCAAUGACGAGAGGAUGGCCGCUGGGAAUGGCAACGAGGAUGGCUGCUGGAACGGGAGAGGCAAGAGCAGAUACCUGUUCGCAGUGACGGGGAACGGGUUAGCCAACCAGGGCAAUAACCCAGAGGUCCAGGUCGACACCAGCAAAACGGACAUGUUGAUCCUUCGUCAGAUCAUGGCCCUUCGGGUCAUGACCAGCAAAAUGAAGAACGCGUACAACGGGAAUGACGUGGACUUCUUUGAUAUCAGCGAUGAGAGCAGCGGAGAGGGAAGCGGCAGUGGUUGUGAGUAUCAGCAGUGCCCUUCGGAGUUGGAGUACAACGCGACUGACCACUCGGGGAAGAGCGCCAGUGAUAAAACCGGCGGCACCGGCACCCGCGUUGGGGCACAGCCCUACCUCCUCGCUGUCUCCUGCAUCUUGUUCCUGGUUAUGCAGAGAGAGUGGAGAUAAUUCUUGAUUGUCGAGAAAAAGUUUCCGUCAAAAAGUUAAGGAGGCAACCGGUUAUCACUUUUAUACCAUCCUAGUGACUUUGCUUUUUAAAUGAAUGGACAACGAUGUACAGUUUUUACUAUGUGGCCACUGGUUUCAAAAAGGCUGACUUUGUGUUUUCAUUCAGUUUUGCGGGGAAAAGGGACUUGGAUGUCAAGUCACUUCCUGCUCCCCUGGAAUUCUGUUAAACGUGGCUAACAGUGUAGGUACAGAACUGUAGUUAGUUGUGCAUUUGUGAUUUUAUCACUCUUGUUUGUUUGUUGUUGUUUUUUUUUUCUUUUUGUUUGUGGGUUUUUUUUUUUGUUUUCCUUCAAUUAUGAUCUCACCUUGUUUCUUACAAGAAAACCAGGGUCCUUUCUUGGCAUGUAACAUGUACGUAUUUCUGAAAUAUUAAAUAGCUGUACAUGUUAUCUUAUUAAAAGGAAAAGCCCAACAAGCAGUGAAAUUUCCAUUUAUCCCUGUUGUUUUAGUUGCCUUAUCUGGAGACGAGUGGAUGUGAUUUUGUUUUUUACUAAGUUAGGGCAGAUCGCGAAGGCCGUACAGGGGGCUUCUGAAACACUCGUUCGCUGUGUUCGAGUAUCAGUGCAAGAAGAAGGCUAUGCCUCGUUUAUGGCCAGGGACCGGAAGAGACUGCAGACUAUCCCCAUCUUGGUUGAAUUGAGUUACACAAACUAAGAUCACAGAUCGGUCCUUUCCUUAAACCCGUUUAUACUUAAAGUGUAGCCCAUUUAGAAGAAGAUUUCUUUUGAAUACACUCUCCCUGGAAAUAUAGAAGGCAUUCAGGAUGUCCCAGUUACCACAUGUUCACACUUAGCUCGGGGGUGGGUUUUUGUCUUUUUGUGUUUUAUCCAGGCGAGUUUAGCAAGCCGCUGUAUGCUGGUCUUCACGUCCACGCCGACCUGCUUUGAAUUGGUACCCCGAUGGCCGAAAUAAGUGACCGAUAAGCUCAUUUGGUCCCCCCUGUUAUGGUGUACCGGAUCUCAAACCCAGCCAUAUAGUGGAGGGAGCUGUCUGGGGGCUAGUCAGAACCAGGGUACAGCCUGGGCUCACGGGAUAGCUGUCAACAUUCAAAAAGUCUGUGUCUGUGCAUUUGCAUUUGGUUUUGGAUUCCAGUUUGUGUAAAAAAGAUUUCUAAGGUGUCCUGCUUGAGUCUUCUUGCCCAGGCCUCUCUGAUGAAAAAGACAAAGGACUGGCAGUGGUUCACGGCGCUGUGCCACCCUAACGGCCAAGACGUCCACCGGGGGCGGGGGGACGGGUGAUCUGCGUGUCCGGAAUCUUUUCACGUGAUGUUGUUUUUGGAGGGGGAUGGGAGAGAGGAGAUAGAUCUGAGAAGACGGUAUCUUAGCGGUGACCCUUAGGAACCCGUUGCUUGUAUCCUCACAAACGACGGCUCAUAAAACUAUGAGAAUGUAACAAAUCACUUUAAGAAGGAGUUCCCGAAAGUCUUCAGAAAGAAAAUUCUGCACGUCUCUUCCUGCUCUAGACAGCCAUUAAGAUCCCAACCGAUUCCACAGAAGCUAAAACCCACAGAGAGGUGGUUUGUGUUCUUGUUCAAUCUUCAGUUGUAAGAGUAAUUCUCUAUUUUUAUAUUGAAACAUAAUUACUUGAUAGCUCAGGGUCUACAUUUCAUUCAACUUUUUACACCAAAUUCUGCAGAAUGGUCAAAUGGAAUAUUGGGGGCUGUUGUAAACAGAGGCUUAAUUUUAUUAGAAGUAGCCAGUUAUUUAUUAAAGCAUGAUGUUAAUAAAAUAGGCAUAUUCUGGCUGGUGUGUAUAAGUGUUUUUUUUUUUAAACAAAUCACAGAAGACAAAAUUGAAAAGGUGCUCCAUUUAUGUAUGAGGAAAAUGGAUUGUAAAUAGCUCAGCCGCCUUGUGAGAACUUGGAAAGUGUGCUGAUACUUAGUAACUACCUCAGUUGUGAGGAAUUUCCUUUUUAGCUUAGACUGCUAUUACUUUUACUUGGUAGAAAUGAAUCUGGUCUCCAAACUGUGGCUCAAAGAGUUAUCCCCGUAGACCUUGUUAGAUUGUUUUUAAUUUAAAACCUUGAACUCUGCCCAGCUGUUUUCUUUCAGUCAAGUUCUCUACACCAAUAACAUUUUCCGAAUUAAAUAUUCUUGAAGGUUCUUCUGGACUCUGACGGAUUUGUUUUCUUUCUUUGCAUUUUUCCCUGUUACCCUUUUAUUAUUUAAAUUGUCUCUUGCUUUUGAACUUGAACUAUGGAAUAAACAAAUCAUAGAUUUUUCCAUUCAGAUCUGACUGGAUAACUCUUGGCUUCUAACCAGCUG
Molecule: messenger RNA, 4492 nt
Organism: Panthera uncia (snow leopard)
Lineage: Eukaryota; Metazoa; Chordata; Mammalia; Carnivora; Felidae
Gene: GPC4
Product: glypican 4
Exons: 9
Coding region: 499-2169 (556 amino acids)
Biological process (GO): cell migration; regulation of protein localization to membrane; regulation of signal transduction
Cellular component (GO): plasma membrane; synapse; cell surface
Source: RefSeq, a predicted model, not a curated record